Messenger RNA from Neltuma alba, 1026 nucleotides. RefSeq lists its product as uncharacterized. The transcript is spliced from 2 exons. The record is from RefSeq and is a predicted model, not a curated record. The coding region runs from base 1 to 1026 and encodes 341 amino acids. Lineage: Eukaryota; Viridiplantae; Streptophyta; Magnoliopsida; Fabales; Fabaceae.
AUGAUUGUGAAGUGCUGUGUAGAUGGUUGUCCCUGGGAAAUUUCAGCAUAUGGUGUAGGUGAGAAUAAUGGAUUCCUAGUUGUGAGAAGAUUUAACCGUGAACACUUGCAUUAUGUACAAGACAACUUAGUUGUCCCUCAGAGAAAGAGGUGCAAACUUGCUUCAGCAGUCAUAAUAGAUGAGUUGAUUUCUUGCAUGCAUAAAGCUCCAAAUGACAUUAGACGAUAUUUGGAAAGAGAGUAUGGGUUGAGCCUCAACUACCAACAAGCAUAUAGGGCGAAAGAGAAAGCAUUGGCAAAAAUUCAUGGUUGUCCGCAGGAGUCUUAUAUGCUAAUCCCUUGGAUAUGUGAAAGGCUAAAGGAAAGUGAUCCAGAAACGGUAGCAAAGUGGGUUGCAUCAUCAGAUAACAGAUUUCAAGCUGUAUUUAUUGCAUACGGUUGCUGUGUAGAAGGGUUUUUGAAAGGUGAGACGCUUGAUGACUGGGCAUGGUUUUUUGGUAACAUAAAGGAUAUUACGGGAUCAUUAGAAGUGACAAUAGUAUCGGAUAGACACAACUCAAUAAAAGGUGCAGUGCAAACUGUGUUUGGAGGAGAUCGACAUGCUUUUUGCUACCGUCAUGUGAAGGAGAAUUACAGUGCUGAGUUUUUGAAGAUAACCAGGGGAAAGAGGAGGACCAACGGACAGACAAAGGAAGUUGCACUAAAAUUACUUGAUUCUAUUGCAUACGCAAGACUUGAUAGAGACUUUGAUCGCAGUAUGGAAAAGCUAAUGGCAUUUUGUCCAGAAUUGGGACAAUGGCUUCAGACAAAUGGAGACAUUGAGCGUUGGGCACAAAGCAAAUUUCCUUACAAGAGGUGGGACAAUAUCACAACAAAUCUAGCUGAAUCCUUUAAUGCUUGGCUUGUUGGUGAGAGGAAGCACAACAUAGCUGUCUUGAUACAUGAGCACAGGGAAAAAUUGGUAAACAAGAUGUACCACAGCAAAGAAGCCAUAAGAAUUGGACCAGUGGUGUGGGACCUAAUAUAG